Molecule: messenger RNA, 1609 nt
Organism: Triticum dicoccoides
Lineage: Eukaryota; Viridiplantae; Streptophyta; Magnoliopsida; Poales; Poaceae
Product: probable Histone-lysine N-methyltransferase ATXR5
Exons: 7
Coding region: 1-1104 (367 amino acids)
Molecular function (GO): protein binding
Source: RefSeq, a predicted model, not a curated record
AUGCCCGUCUCCACCAUGGCGGUGCUCGGCAUCACCUCCGCCUCGCUGUGCACCUCUCCGCGCCGCUUCUGCUCGAUCUCCGACGUGAUGCGCCGGGCGCGCCCCGCCGACGCGCCGCCGCCCCUCGCCCGCGCGCGCCACGUGAUGGCCCUCUGCGGGGCGUGCGGCGCCGGGGACCGCGACGAGGAGCUGCUCCUCUGCGACAUCUGCGACCGCGCCCGCCACACCUUCUGCCUCCGCCCCAUCCUCCCCGCCGUCCCGCUCGGCUCCUGGCUCUGCCCCGACUGCGCCCCGACCUCCAUCAUCCGUUUCCCGUUGAAGCAGAGCAAGAUCGUCGAUUUCUUCCGGAUCGAGAAGGGCGCGGAGGGCGGCGCCGUCCGGCCGGCAAAGUGCGGGCUUUCUCAGGAUGCUAAGAGGCGAAAGAGACGAUCUCUUGUUAUGCACAAGAAGAAGAGGAGGCUACUGCCAUUUGUGCCCACUGCAGAUAGAGUUCGAAGGCUUGAACAGAUGGCUUCUGCAGCCACUGCAUUGACAUCGUCGAAAAUGGAGUUCAGCAAUGAGCUGACUUAUGUGCCGAGUAUGGCCCCUAUAUCUGCCAAUCAAGCAAAACUGGAGGAAGGUGGUAUGCAGGUUCUUUCAAAAGAGGACAAGGAAACCAUUGAACUUUGCAGAAGCAUGUUGAAAAGAGGAGAAUGCCCUCCUCUUCUGGUGGUUUUUGAUUCCCAUGAGGGCUUCACUGUGCAGGCUGAUGCAUAUAUUAAAGAUCUCACAUUCUUAGCUGAAUACGCUGGUGAUGUUGAUUAUUUAAAGAACAGGGAAAAUGAUGGCUGUGAUAGUAUAAUGACCCUUCUAUCACCAGCGGAUCCUUCCCAGAAGCUUGUCAUCUGCCCCGACAAACGUGGAAACAUCGCCCGCUUUAUUAACGGCAUCAACAACCACACUCCUGAUGGAAAGAAAAAGCAGAACGUCAAGUGUGUGAGGUACGACAUCGACGGCGAGUGCCAUGUCUUGCUGGUCGCCUGCCGUGAUAUAGCUCGUGGUGAGAAGCUGUACUACGACUACAACGGGCAUGAGUAUGCGUACCCAACGCAUCAUUUCGUCUAACUCCCCCAAUAGUUCUGACCUGCCCAGCAUCAAGGAGUCUGGGCGAUUAAUGGCGGCAGUUUCAGCAUUGCCGCUGAAAUCCAGUAACUUAUAUACAGUUCAAUUGCCAGAAGAGGUCCCCGAUGGCGAACAAUAUACAUGCUGAUGUUGUUAGUAUCUAGUAGUGAAAACAGUCUUCAUUCAGCUGUGGAGAGAGACAAGUGGGAUCUUCAUUUUCUUUUUCUCCUGACCUCCCAAGAUGUCGUUGUCUUAUUCAUAUUCAUUGUUGUUGCGGAGUUCCUGCUUGACUAGAGUCUUUCUCGGGGAUUCAUGCCCCUUUCUAUAGGAGUAAAUAUCUAUCUGCCCCUGUCUCUCUCUGUCGAAUGGUUAAGUAGCUGUUGUGUCCCAAUUAGUGGUACAUUUGAAACUGGAAGAGAAAUGUUCACCCCAUUUGUUGGGGAAUUGUUCUCUAUGUUCAGUUAUUUCGGAUGAUGAAAUAUGCUUUCCCUGUUGGUGCUGUGGUUUU